AUGGCUCAUCGACAUGCUGGCGGCCUUGAUGGGCAUGCCGCAGUCACCGGUAGCAAAGCAGCCGCGGGUGGUCGUCUCGCUGAAGGGCUGCGUAGUCUUGAACUCGGUGCCCUGGGGAGACAGCUCCAGGUUGAGAUUAUGUUCGAACCCGAGCACGGGGGUCGUCUUCAUCGCGUGGACGAGGAAGCCCUCUGUCUUGUUGGCCCCGUCCUGCAUCUCGACCUUGACGGGGAUGCCGUCCGUCUUGUGCAGCUGCUUCAGGGGCCGGUUGUCCAGGCUGAGCCACUGGUCCUUCUCGACGGCCGGGCGGAGCUGCUCGGCCAGCUCGUCGUUCGCGUUCGUAUAGAUGGUGACCGUCUUCGCCAGGUUGUGUGCCAGCCGCGCGAGAUGCUCAGCGGGCUUGGGGUUGCCCGUCGGUCCGAUGGCCAGGACGCCCACGGAGUCGGCGCCUCGCUCUUCGAAGCCGUGGCAGAAGAGACAGUGGUAGCUCCACAGCCGGUUAGCACAGAACAGCAUCUCGCAACGGAGGGGGCCUCCACGCAGGUCUGGGAUCUCGUCCUUGACGCCCGUCGCCAGCACCAGCUUGCGGCCUCUCCAGACCUUCCCGGCGGCGUCAGUGGCCUCGAACUCGCCCGAGUCCAGCUGCCACACCUUGCGCAGGGCGACGUCCGCCAGCGUGACGGUGUUGUAGCGGCCCUCGCUGCGAGGCCGGCUGGGCCGCCGCCGACGAUGAGACAGUCAAAGAGAGUGGCCAUUGCUGUUUACUCUGAAGCUGACGAUGGUGAAUCUAUGUCGUUAUCGUGGGUUGCUGAGAGCUGGAGAGUGCCUACAAGGGCGUUGGGCGCCUUUUAUAUGUUGAUGACUCUCACGAUGCGGCUCCAGCUUCAACUUCACCACCGGCGGCCGACGCGGGGAGCAAAAGCACCAGAGGGAAUAAAGAAGACGGAGAAAAAGAAAAAGGCCGACAUGGAAGGUCGAGAGCCAGUUAAAUCUCGCCGGUCUAUGCAUGGCAGCUAA
Messenger RNA from Trichophyton benhamiae CBS 112371, 1017 nucleotides. RefSeq lists its product as uncharacterized. NCBI's taxonomy places the organism in Eukaryota, Fungi, Ascomycota, Eurotiomycetes, Onygenales, Arthrodermataceae. Bases 1 to 1017 code for a protein of 338 amino acids. The record is from RefSeq and is a predicted model, not a curated record. The transcript has 3 exons.